Molecule: messenger RNA, 1276 nt
Organism: Dermacentor andersoni
Lineage: Eukaryota; Metazoa; Arthropoda; Arachnida; Ixodida; Ixodidae
Source: RefSeq, a predicted model, not a curated record
ACGACAGAAAAAUGGCUAGCCACAGAACCUGCGUGUUGCUCCCUGCGCUGUUCCUCGUUUGCUGGAUGGAGAGUGCAUUAGGAAGUAAUCUCAACAGCAGCCUUUGCAACGGGCUUUGUCUCAAGACUAUGCACGCAGCAUUGUUCUGUGAAGUCGCUUUCGAAGCCCCACCAUGCAAUGCAGGAACCGAGUUGUGCUGUGGUGAAGUCAGACACCCUGGAGCACUGCGGACAACGGACGACGAGUCAGUUUCAUUGGGAAAACCAGUGUGGUCGGCUAGGGUCAACAAUUAUCAAGGCAGCGCGCGCGAGACCAACAACGCGUACCUGAACAUCCUAAAGCUGAUCUUGACUGCAUAUCUCAGAGCGGCUGUGGCUUCGGAGUACAAAGCUAUCGCGGACAAGCCAACGCCUGCCAACUCAACGGAACGAUACGAUCCUACUUGGCCGGAAGAAAACGACAUCUUCAAAACAGAGUCACCUAUAUACGCUUCCAAAAAAACUUCCACUACGCCUUCCACCACAAGCUCCAGCGGGGUUCAACUGGCACCCUCACAUUCAUUCGACGGGAAUGUCUACUCUCAAGGACACGCGGCUUCUCAAGGCACUCUGCCUUCACACAACGGCUCUUUCUCUAGAAACUCUACACUGGCUCCUUUGGCUCAGAGCGCACCCCCGACAGCAUCGAUACCAAAUACAGAAGACGUCGAAACAUCAUCGGAGAAGCUGACAUACCCGUGUCCAGGAAGCUGCAUGUCGACCUACUUCACGUGGUUUUGCGAGAGAACGAGCACGGAAUACGGGUGCUCGGAUGGAAGGGUUUGCUGCCUGCCCACCACGACAACGCCCCCGCCCGAGAUUGUCGUGCCUGCGUGUACUGGCACCUGCAUCAUCCCGCAGCUCACUGGUCUCUGCAAGAAGCCUGCUCGCCUGCUGCUCAAGACCACCACGUGCAGCGGAAGCUACAUCUGCUGCAGUGAGACGCCGAGACUUUGGUAGGGCGUUAGUAGCGUUAAAAAAACAGGAACAAAAAAAAGAACAUCGGAAAUUGCAACUUCAGUUGCUCAUCUUGAGAACUCUUUGUUACCGAGAAUUUCGAAAGAGCCUGCACUCCUGUGACGUGUUCGGUAUCAACACCCAUUUGCACAGUAUCGCAGUGUCAUCAUCACAGUUUAAUUUGCAUUUCUUUUUAUUCCGGAGCUUCGAUUUGCAAAAUUGAAAGAAGUUAACCAGUGCUGAUCUGCUUCCAAUAAAAGAAUCGUGAUAAACGCAGGAUC